AUGAAGCCCCAGCCAGGUGCUUCCAGUCCUCUCUCAAUUUCGGCGGCAGUGAAAGCCGCAGGAAAGCGGAAAGAUUGGGAAUCUGCUUUGAUUUGCCUUUACGACAAGAGGGCCUUGUCGCCGUCUGAACAUCGAUGGCAUCCGCUUGCACUUGCACCUCCAAUGGCCGCAAUGAGCAUCUGCGCCAGAGCGAGUCAUUGGGCUUCGUCCAUUCAGGUCCUGCAAGCUAUCCAUGCAUGUGACCUGAAUCCGGAUCUCUACAUUCUGGGUUCAGCUUUAAAUGCAUGUGACAGAGGCUAUGCAUGGUCUGCCGCCUUGCAUCUUCUCUGUGGAAUUGGGAGGUACGGGCUUGAAUUCAGUGAGGUCCUCGUCAACUCUGCAACGACUGCAUGCGAUAAGGGCAACCAAUGGGCUUGCUCGCUUUGGCUUCUGUCGGACUUCGGAACGAAGAGGUGUCGGCUGGACGGUGUCAUCGGGCACAGUGCAGCUAUGUCUUCCUGUGCUCGUUUCGAGCGGCACUGGGCACGAUCUUUAGUCCUUUUCGAGAGGUUACAGCAUCGCUUCACCCCGGACAUCAUAGCCUACAACAGUGUUAUGCAUGCAUGUUCUACUGGUGCUGCAGUGGAAGUAGCCAAUCACAUCCUCGCUCAGAUGCUAUGGAGUGGACCUCCACCAGACUUGGUAACUUUCAAUACGUUUAUAACAGCAUUGAGCAACUCACAUGCUUGGUCGCAGUGCCUUGGGAUGCUCGAGCAGCUUCAGAAAACAGGUCCACCACCAUCCGUGGUCACAUACAAUGCUGUCCUCAGCUCUCUCGGACACGACGAAUGUAGUUGGACAUUCACCAUCGUCUUGUUGGAGGCCAUGCAUGACAAGGAUGUUCUUCCUGACGUCGUAACGUUCGGAUCCAUCAUGAAAGCCCUGGCACGUGCCUCGCAAUCGAAGGUGGCUCUGUCCUUCCUUUCUUGGCUGGAACGUAAACAUGGCCCGACGAACGAAGUGGUUUACAGUGCAGCCGUCUCAGCCUGUGAGGGUGGAUGGCUAUGGAAAGAGAGCAUUGCCUUGAUCGGAAGGGCGAGGCGCAUGAGCUUGAAAAUGGAUGCCAUCGUCUACGGUGCCGCCUGCAGCACCUGUCAGAAGAGUCAGCGCUGGGAACAUGCCAUACGCUUCCUGGACACAGCACGAGAUCAGUCCGUGGCAAGCACUGGAAGCACCCCGCUCGUGAAUGCGGCCAUCUCUUCCUGUGCAGACUCCGCUCAGUGGCUCCUAGCUUCGAAACUCUUCCAAAGGGCAUCCUCUUUGCAAGUCGAGGCAGACACCACGACCCACAAUGCAUGCCUCACAGCUUUCUCUCGACAUUGGGAGACUGUUCUGCACCUUGCGGAGCUGGCAUCGAUCCAGGAGGCGCAACUCGACACGGUCAGCUUCAAUGCGCAACUCGCGGCCCAGGGCACUGCCAGCGCUUGGAGGCAGGCCGUGCAUACGGUGUCUACCGAGAUGCGGCAGCGCAGCGUGCAGAUGGACACGAUCGGACUAAAUGCUGCCAUGACCUCGGUUUCAAGCGAGUGGGUCCAGAGUGGGGCCAUGCUUGCGCAGAUGAGAUUGGUGGGACUAAAAGCCGACGAUUUGUCGAUGGGUGCUGCCCUGGCUUCAUGCAGCUUGUGCCAGCAAUGGGCGGCUGCCCUACGCUGGCUGCCAUUGAUGCAAGACGCCGCGAACAUCAAGGAUGCCGGUCCCCUGGCGCUGGCAGUGGCCGGAGUGAUUGAUGCAUGCCAGGGCUUGCAUGAAUCGGUACCUGUGCCUGGGCUUUUGAUGCGUCUUCGCUGGCAACUUGUCUCA
Symbiodinium sp. CCMP2592 is the source of this 1839-nucleotide messenger RNA. Lineage: Eukaryota; Dinophyceae; Suessiales; Symbiodiniaceae. The record is from the annotation of a GenBank genome assembly.